Molecule: messenger RNA, 750 nt
Organism: Rotaria sp. Silwood2
Lineage: Eukaryota; Metazoa; Rotifera; Eurotatoria; Philodinida; Philodinidae
Source: the annotation of a GenBank genome assembly
AUGACAACAACAGAAAAUAAUACGUCAGAAUUCAUUGAUGUCGGUGCAAUAUACACUGCUCCAGGUCAUGAUCCACCUUUAGGAGCUACCAGGAUCGAAAUUCGUUCUGGUCGUAUCGUCUCUCUUCGUUCAUUAUCUAUUGAAGAUUUGCAACCAGAGACAAGUCAUCUUCUUGCUCUACCGGCUAUCUCUAAUGCUCACGACCAUGGUUGCGGUCUACCUACGCUCUCCUUCGAUGCACCUGAUGAGACACUUGAAACUUGGCUACCCGCUCUUUCUUAUAAGCCUCGUACAGAUCCGUACGUACUCGCUGCAGUGGCCUUUGCACGCAUGGCUGAGAGUGGCAUAUGUGCCACGAAUCAUUGUCAUAAUACUCUAGAUCCUGACCUUCUAUUCAAUGAAGCCGAAGCGGUAUCACGUGCCGCUCGUGAUGUUGGCAUUCGUGUUGCUUUUGCUGUACCAUUUGUCGAACAAAACUUGCAUGUUUACGGAGAGAUUAACAACCUUCUCAAGUUUCUUCCAUCCGAGGAUCAUGCCACUAUACUGAGUUGGUCGUGGGUGUGGGUGAGGGUGUGGGUGGAUGUGGGUGUGGGUGUGGGGUGUGGGUGUGGGUGUGGGUGUGUGGGUGUGGGUGUGGGUGUGGGUGUGGGUGUGUGGGUGUGGGUGUGGGUGUGGGUGUGGGUGUGGGUGUGGGUGUGGGUGUGUGUGGGUGUGGGUGUGGGUGUGGGUGUGGGUGUGUGUGGGUGUGGU